UACGGCUCUCUUCCCCAACCCGGGGCCCGUCGCGCGGCUGCUGAGGCUCCCUCUAUAGCCGGAGAAGAAGGAGCAUCUGGGAUCGGCGUCCGUGCGUGAUGACGCACGUGCGUGCGAAGACGUGUGGACGCAGGCGGGCCAUAGAGCGUUCAGCUGUCUGUAUGCCUCCCCAUAUUACUAAAAUCUGACCAUAUUUCCUCAUCACUGGGCUGUUUUCCUGAUAUAUAAUCAUGCAGCGAAGAUCAAGAGGGAUUAAUAUGGGGCUCAUUUUGCUCCUUUCUCAAAUCAUCCAAGUUGGGAUCAACAAUAUUCCACCUGUCACACUAGCAACUUUGGCUCUCAACAUCUGGUUCUUCUUGAAUCCUAUGAAGCCACUGUAUAACUCCUGCCUUAGCGUGGAGAAGUGUUACCAGCAAAAAGACUGGCAACGUUUACUGCUUUCUCCCUUUCACCAUGCUGAUGAUUGGCAUUUGUAUUUCAAUAUGGCAUCCAUGCUCUGGAAAGGAAUAAAUCUGGAGAGAAGACUGGGAAGCAGAUGGUUUGCUUACAUCAUCAGUACAUUCUCCCUACUCACUGGGGUGGUGUAUUUGCUCUUGCAAUUUGGUUUUGCUGAACUUAUGGAUGAGCCUGACUACAGAAGAAACUGUGCUGUGGGUUUCUCAGGAGUUUUGUUUGCCUUAAAAGUUCUUAACAAUCAUUAUUGUCCUGGAGGCUUUGUCAACAUUUGGGGCUUUCCUGUACCCAACAGAUUUGCUUGUUGGGCAGAACUUGUGGCUAUUCAUUUCUUCUCACCAGGGACUUCCUUCUCAGGGCAUCUGGCUGGGAUUCUUGUUGGACUAAUGUACACUCAAGGGCCUCUGAAGAAAAUUAUGGAAACAUGUGCAGGCAUUUUCUCCUCUAAUAUUGGUUACCCACAACAACAGUACUACUCUAAUAGUUCAGGCUACUCUGGAUAUCAGAAUCAUCCCUAUGGCAGGCCAGGGUACACUGAGGUGCCUAGGAACUAUGAUGCGUACACAGCAGGACUGAGUGAAGAGGAACAGCUGGAGAGAGCAUUAAGAGCCAGCCUCUGGGACCGAGGAAACACCAGAAAUAGCCCACCAUCCUAUGGGUUUCACCUCUCACCAGAAGAAAUGAGGAAACAACGGCUUUACAGAUUUGAUGGCCAGUGAGGUGGCACAAGGUCUUGGGAAGACAUGGUCCAGUUGUGUAACUAUUGCUCAUUUGGCUCACUCCCCAAGCCCCUAAUUAGUUUUAAACAAAAACAGAAUAUACCAUUAUGGCCCCAGAUUGUUCUUGUCUGCUGUGAACCAUCACUCCAUUGCCCCUGCAAGUCCAGAUUGCCUUUUCUGAAAACUGGAUUUGUCCAAGGCGGGCUCAGCUUCUGGGAGUGGUCCUUCUGGCCCUAUUUUCUGCUCUAACAGAAGCUCACUUCCUCAACUUUGGGACCAGUUUCCACAUUCCUUCUCUCUCUCCUGACUCAGUGGUGCCUCUGCCCUGUUUUGCUUUUGAAGACUGUGACUUUCACCAGGAAGCUUUGUUUUCACAAGAUGGGAAGAUCAGUCCCUCACUCUGCCUGGAGUGCUUGUGCUGACUUGGCAGGAGAUGGGCACAUUGCCAUGGUGACUGCCCAGGAAGAGGAUGUGGCUACCUUCCCAGCAUACUGUUCUCUUCUUCUUCUCCCAGGCAUCUCAGCUCCUCUGGCCACCAGGUCGGGGUGCUAGUCACAGUGGCUUGCUUUUUGUGUUGCUCUGCCUAUAGAAUGUUUUACUGAAGAAGUGUAAGAAUGGCCUAAGAUGGAGAAAACACCUGCCCACUCCAUUAGGUAUCAGAUGGCACCUGCAGUCAGAGUUAACAGCCACCCCUCCAGAGGCAGUAUGUAUACCCACAAGAUGGGACCUAUCAUGUAUCUCAUCAGCAAAGCAGCAGCAGCCACAUACAGAGUAGAGUGAAGGCAUUCAGUGGACUGAACACUAGCAAUCCUCCUUGCAGGAAGUAUUUUUUCCUUUAAAAAAGUGCCUCUUCAUUGUCCUCUGUAACUACCAUUUGCCCUGGACAAGUGUUCAAAACAUGCCCCAGGGCCCUGCAGUGUUAGACACAGAUUGUCUGUCGAAGUCAUUUAAGGUAUUUCCUGGUGCAGGUGUGUUAUGAAUAAAAAAGAACAAAGCCAAAACAUCAUUAAUGUUGAAUUGUCAUGGAGCUAUUUAUUUUUAAAGAGAUUUAGAAGCAGUCAAAAAUCUUCCUCUUUUGACUUAUCUGUCAUUUAUAAUAGUUUUUUCUGACUAUGAAAAUAAUAAAUAUGCCUUCUAUAUGCAUAAAGCAGACAUUUAUAAUGAAAUAAUACUAAGUGUUAACAGUUUUUUUUGAGAAGAGAGAGAGAAAAAUUUUUUUUUUAAUUUAUUUUUCAGUUUUCCAUGGACACAACAUCUUUAUUUUAUUUUUAUGUGGUGCUAAGGAUCGAAUCCAGCACCCCGCGCAUGCCAGGCAAGCGUGUUUCCGCUUGAGCCACAUCCCCAGCCCCAACAGGUUAUUUUUGAGGGGUGGAGUACAUGUGAUUUUGCUUUCUUUUUACAAUUUUAUAUUGCUAAUUUUUAAGAGUGUGGCGGGUACUGCAGUCAGGAAAACCAGUUUAUAUAAUAAAUCAAGAAAUACAAAACUAGUAAAACAGAUGUAAAAUACUAUGCAUUCACUAAGAAAGCUCACUGGAUAAAACAGUAAUACAAAUAAAUACAUACACAAUUUUAAAAUCACCUGUAUACCCACCAUUCAGAGGUAACCAGGUUUAAUAUUUUGGGGAAGUGCCUUCUCGACUUUUGGUUUUGUACAUUUCACAAAUUUUGCAGCACACUGGCUAUGCAGUUUUUUAUGCAGUUCCUAAUCUGUAUAUACCUGGAAGAGAUCUUGACACCAACAUAUAAAGGAGCUAAGAAAACCACAUGGGUCCAGGGAACUCUCCAACCCUGCCUCCGGCUGGCACAGUGACACCCAAGCUCCUUGAUUUAAUGUAUCACUGAUGUAAAACUACAGCUUGUUGAUAAUAUAAAUUGUAUCCAAGUCUGGUAGCUUUAAAUAAUAUUUAUAUUAAAAUGUUCAAAAGCUAAAUUAUUAUUAUCUCCCAACUCUAUAAAUUUGACUUCUAGAAGAAAUAACCUCUUUCUUACAUGCCAUAUUUUCAUACACAUAGAAAUUAUGCUGUAACACUUAUCUCUCCACUGCCAUCAUCAUCUGUGCAUAACUACACCAAGAAGUGCCUUCCACAGGGAGUGAGGGUUGUGACUGAUCCUGGAACGACACCUGUGUUUUAUUUACCUUUCUGCAUUCUCCCUGUGUCCCACCUCUACCAUCCCGAGGCUUGUGGUAGGUAGGGGCUUAUUAAAUGUUAGUUUCCCACCAAAGUGUUUUUCCAGUUUCUUUAAAAGGCUUUCUGGCUAUGUUUUUAUUGCUGGAGUUCAAUAGUAGUACCACCUCACUCUAUGUGAUUUGUCAGAUACUAAAACACUGGAAUUAGAUUUGGGGUAGUAUAGAUAUAAUAUGCAUGCUUUCUUUAGUUAUGGAGUGGAAGAUUACCAAACAUUCGGAGAUGUGGGAAAGGUCUUUUAGUAAUAAAUAUAAACCGUCUAUUUUUGCACAAAAUAAAGAUGUUCUGGAAAUUA
This is a messenger RNA of Marmota monax (woodchuck), 3653 nucleotides long. RefSeq names its product rhomboid domain containing 1 (gene Rhbdd1). The record is from RefSeq and is a predicted model, not a curated record. Gene Ontology annotation, cellular component: membrane. NCBI's taxonomy places the organism in Eukaryota, Metazoa, Chordata, Mammalia, Rodentia, Sciuridae. Gene Ontology annotation, molecular function: serine-type endopeptidase activity. The coding region runs from base 231 to 1172 and encodes 313 amino acids. The transcript is spliced from 7 exons.